GCCUGGGGCCCCCCUCUCUCUGACCAAUUGCUCCGGCGAUACCGUGCCGCUCCAUCCGCUGAGCCGCCGGGGAAGCUCAAAGGGCAAUAUCCAAGGGGCCCCUUCCCGCUUGGAGAAGAGGCAGGGGGAGGACGAAGGGGGGCUCUGGAGGAGGCCUCAGAGGCCGGGCUGUUUCCCUGCUCCCGUAGGCCAGGUAUCAGACACUGUGUUGUCGAAGAUGUGGAGGUCUCCGUCGAUCCUCGUGGCUGCAGCUUUUCUCCUCUUGCCGCUCCUUUCCACCUCCCCGGUCCCUCCUGGAGAGACUCAAGCUGCCCUACACCGCUCUGAAGCACACACCUGCCUGGGGUGCGUGCUGGUGGUGUCUGUGAUCGAGCAGCUUGCCCAGGUCCACAACUGUACUGUAAUGGCUGCCCUGGAGCGACUCUGUGGCUACCUACCCGAAAAGUUGUUCUUGAAGAGCACCUGCUACUUGAUGGCCGAUAUUUUUGGACCGGACUUGAUCAGACUGCUGAGCACUAGGGUAAACGCCGACAUGGUGUGCCACGCCAUCAAGCUGUGCCCUCAUGAUGCCGGAAAUCCGCUCUGUCAUCUCUACCCGCCGCCCAAGGAGGGGUUGGAAAAGACACUGAAGAAAGCAAAAACAAUCGUUGAAAACUCCCAAACCUUGAAGCAUCUCAGGACACCGGUGGACAUCUGUUCCCUCCCUCCUCUGGCCAAGCUCUGCCAAGAAAUUAAAAAAGUGAUAAACAACCAUUUACCUUUUGAAGACUUGGAUGAGGACAAAUAUAGUGUUUUCCCAACUUUAAGGGGCUAUCACUGGAGAGGUAAAGACUGCAACGACAGAGAGAAGACCGUGUAUCCAGGCAGACGCCCUGUGAACUGGGAUGUACUCCAGGAUUCUAACUGCAAUGGCAUUUGGGGCGUGGACCCAAGAGAUGGGGCUCCAUAUGAGAAGACUUUCUGCAACAAUUCUGGAGCCAGGGGCAUCAUUCUGCUAGGGGAUUCGGCUGGUGCUCACUUCCACAUCCCUCCAGAAUGGCUCACGGCGACGCAGAUGUCUUCCAAAUCCUUCUCCAACCUCCCGGAGGCCAUGACUAACGAACUGGACUGGCCUCAGCUUUCGGGCAUGACCGGAUUUCUGAACUCCACCCAUGGAAAUGAGAACUCGGUUUACCUCCGCUUACAUAAGCAGAACCGCUGCAAUCACAGAGACUACCAGAGUAUCUCCAAGAACGGGGCAUCUUCCGAGAACCUUCUCAGCUUCAUAAAGAGUUUGUCCAGGCAGCAGUUGAAGGAUAAUCCAGCUCUGGUCAUCUACUCCAUGAUUGGGAAUGAUGUUUGCAAUGGGAAAGCAGACACCACCGCCCACAUGACCAGCCCCUUAGCCAUGCGCUCCCACGUCCUGGAGGCCCUGCGGAUCCUGGAUUCCCGCCUCCCCCCAGGCAGCCACGUGGUUCUCAGCGGCCUGGUGGAUGGACGCUUCCUAUGGGAUCAUUUGCACGACAGAUUCCACCCUCUCGGGCAGUUAAAUAAAGAUGUCACCUACAAGCAGUUUUACACAUUCCUCAGCUGUCUUCAGGUGAACCCCUGCGAGGGGUGGAUGUCUACGAAUGAGACCCUCAGAAAUUUCACUUCAGAGAGAGCUGCCCAGCUUUCCCGUGUGCUGCAGGAAGUCGCCGACCAUGAGGCGUUUGCCAGCUUCAAGCUGCUGUACGUCAACUACCCGCUCCAGCAGAUUGCCAAGGAGUGGAAGAAAAGAGGAGGCCAACCCUGGCAGCUGAUCGAACCAGUUGAUGGCUUCCACCCAAGCGAGGUGGCUUUGGCUUUGCAUGCAGAGUUCUUCUGGACCACGCUUCUCCGCCGGUGGCCCCAAGCCUUGGGAAAGGUGAACCCCUUCAACGACCAGAUCGAGAAGCUGUUCGGAGAUCAGGGAGGUCACUGAUGUCCUGUGGGGGUCCCCGUGAGACAGCCUGCUGGGGCUUAAAAUGACUCAGAUAGACUGAGUCCAUGCUGAAGGUCCUGACUGUCAAAGAGGCUCAGUCCCCUAGAUGCUGAUGCUUAAUUCUUCAUCGGAGCCAGGAGCGGGGAUUCAGCGCCACAAGCAAGGCAAGCAUUCAUUCAUUCAGUGUGUGCAGAGCACUGUACAGAGCACUUGUGAGAGUAUGAUACAACAGUAGACACAUUCCAUGCCCACAAAGAGCUUAUAGUCUUGGCCAGCCAAGGACUCAACCAAAUCUAUCAGUUAUAUUUGAAUACUUACUGUGUGCGCAGCACUAUAGUAAUAAUUAUGGUAUUUGUUAAAUGCUUACUAUGUGCCAAGGACUGUACUGAGCAAUGCAUGGCUGCUGCCAUAUUAUUCUUGUGGGCUGAAAAAAAUCGGACAAUUCUGAGCAGACCAAGGCUUCUGCCAAGCUGGGCUAGGGCCACUCUAAGCUCUGUUCCCCCUCCCCUAAUUCCACCCCUUCAGUCAUAACCUGCUUCCCCUCCCCAUGCAAGCCCCCACUGCACAGUGCAAACCUACCAUCCUGGAAAUAAACAAUGAAAG
Tachyglossus aculeatus (Australian echidna) is the source of this 2545-nucleotide messenger RNA. RefSeq names its product acyloxyacyl hydrolase (gene AOAH). The transcript has 21 exons. The coding region runs from base 218 to 1942 and encodes 574 amino acids. Gene Ontology annotation, molecular function: acyloxyacyl hydrolase activity; calcium ion binding. Gene Ontology annotation, biological process: negative regulation of inflammatory response; lipopolysaccharide catabolic process. Lineage: Eukaryota; Metazoa; Chordata; Mammalia; Monotremata; Tachyglossidae. The record is from RefSeq and is a predicted model, not a curated record.